Messenger RNA from Auxenochlorella protothecoides, 2841 nucleotides. Its product is annotated as Sulfate transporter 4.1, chloroplastic. The transcript has 6 exons. Bases 1 to 2841 code for a protein of 946 amino acids. Gene Ontology annotation, biological process: transmembrane transport. The record is from RefSeq and is a predicted model, not a curated record. Gene Ontology annotation, cellular component: membrane. Lineage: Eukaryota; Viridiplantae; Chlorophyta; Trebouxiophyceae; Chlorellales; Chlorellaceae.
AUGUCUGGUGCCCCCUCCAACUUCAACGCCCGUCGCUUCCUCGACGAAAAUGGCAUCUCCGGCGGGGACGCCACUGCGCAUGACACCAGCCUCUCCUAUGAGACCGAGCCACGGCCCAGGAAGCUGGUCAGCUCCGAGGCCGAGCUCUCGCUGCUGAAGCAGCUGGACGGCGGGGACCCCAGCAUUGCCCACGUCGUGUCCUACCAGUUCAACAAGCACAGGCACAAGCUCACCGAUGAAUUCAAGUCCUGGGGCUGGUUCGGCUGGGCCUGCUGGUUCCUGCCCUGCCUGGGCUGGCUGAGGACCUACCGCAUCAAGGAGUGGCUGCUGCUUGACGUUGUGGCUGGCCUGUCCGUGGGUGCCAUGGUCAUCCCCCAGGGCAUGUCCUACGCCAACCUGGCCGGCCUGCCCUCAGCUGUCGGGCCCGUGGCCGUGACGUCCACCCUGCUGGGCAACGGGCUGGAGAAGAUAUUUGGCAGCCUGUCCACCGACCCUAACAACCCCGAGGACCCGGCGCUGCAGGCCAACAUCAACUCCGCGGCCAUCGAGGUGGCCUUCCUGGCGGGGGUAAUGUACACCGGCAUCGCACUGCUGAACCUGGGCUGGAUCAUCCGCUUCCUGUCCCACUCCGUCAUCUCGGGCUUCAUGUCUGGCGCCGCCAUCACCAUCGCCCUGGGCCAGGUCAAGUACAUCCUGGGCCUGAAGCUUGGGCGCGGGUCCACAAUCCAGUCCCUGCUGGACAUGAUCUUCUCCAACCUGUCGGGCUUCAAGUGGCGCGAGUUCGUCAUGGGCUACUUCUUCAUCGGCCUGCUCUACACAUUCCGCUGGGCGGGCAACCGCUUUGCGCACAAGCGCCUCGGCUUCCUCCGCUUCCUGGGCCCCAUCACCGUGGUCGUCACCUCCAUCGCGGUCAUGAACAUCUUUGGGCUGUACAAGAACCCCACCACCGCCUCUCCCUACAUCAAGCCCAUCGGCAAGAUCCCCAAGGGCCUGCCGCCCUUCAGCGCCAACCACUGGCUGCCGCUGUACGACGUCAGCCGCCAGGUCACCCUGGCCAUCAUCAUCUGCCUGGUGGACGUCUGCGAGUCCAUCUCCAUCGCAAAGGCCCUGGCCCAGCGCAACAAGUACCGCUUGAACUACACGCAGGAGCUGCGCGCGGUGGGCGUGGCCAACCUGUUUGGAGCCAUGUUCUCCUGCUACACCACCACGGGCUCCUUCUCCCGCUCCGCGGUGAACAACUCUGCGGGCGCCAAGACCCCCUUUGCCCAGUUCGUUUGCUCCAUGCUCCUCAUGCUCACGCUCCUAGUGCUCACCCCCAUCUUCACCAACAUGUCGGCCAACGUCCAGGCCAACAUCAACUCCGCGGCCAUCGAGGUGGCCUUCCUGGCGGGGGUAAUGUACACCGGCAUCGCACUGCUGAACCUGGGCUGGAUCAUCCGCUUCCUGUCCCACUCCGUCAUCUCGGGCUUCAUGUCUGGCGCCGCCAUCACCAUCGCCCUGGGCCAGGUCAAGUACAUCCUGGGCCUGAAGCUUGGGCGCGGGUCCACAAUCCAGUCCCUGCUGGACAUGAUCUUCUCCAACCUGUCGGGCUUCAAGUGGCGCGAGUUCGUCAUGGGCUACUUCUUCAUCGGCCUGCUCUACACAUUCCGCUGGGCGGGCAACCGCUUUGCGCACAAGCGCCUCGGCUUCCUCCGCUUCCUGGGCCCCAUCACCGUGGUCGUCACCUCCAUCGCGGUCAUGAACAUCUUUGGGCUGUACAAGAACCCCACCACCGCCUCUCCCUACAUCAAGCCCAUCGGCAAGAUCCCCAAGGGCCUGCCGCCCUUCAGCGCCAACCACUGGCUGCCGCUGUACGACGUCAGCCGCCAGGUCACCCUGGCCAUCAUCAUCUGCCUGGUGGACGUCUGCGAGUCCAUCUCCAUCGCAAAGGCCCUGGCCCAGCGCAACAAGUACCGCCUGAACUACACGCAGGAGCUGCGCGCGGUGGGCGUGGCCAACCUGUUUGGAGCCAUGUUCUCCUGCUACACCACCACGGGCUCCUUCUCUCGCUCCGCGGUGAACAACUCUGCGGGCGCCAAGACCCCCUUUGCCCAGUUCGUUUGCUCCAUGCUCCUCAUGCUCACGCUCCUAGUGCUCACCCCCAUCUUCACCAACAUGUCGGCCAACGUCCAGGGCGCCAUCAUCAUCGUGGGUGUGCUGGGCCUUUUUGAUUACUCCGAGUUCCUGUAUCUGUACAAGGUGAACAAGCUGGACUGGAUCGUCUGGCUCGUCACCUUCUUCGUCGUCCUCUUCGCCGGCGUGGAGAUCGGCAUCGGCGUGGGUGUGGGCGUGUCCUUGGUGCUGGUCAUCUGGCGCGCCGCCUUUCCCGCCAUCGUGAAGCUGGGCAAGCUGCCCGACUCCGCGGUCUACCGCAACGUCAAGCUCUUCCCCGACACACAGCAGACCCCAGGCGUGCUGGUCAUGCGCGUCGACGCGCCCUUCUUCUUCGCCAACGUGGAGUCCAUCCGCGACGGCAUCGUGCGGCGCGUGGAGGAGGCCCAGGCCACGCCCGAGGCCGAGUCCGGUGCCGCGCCCGUGCGCUACGUAGUGCUGGACAUGGGCGCGGUGACCGACGUGGACGCCACCUCCAUCCACUGGCUCACAGAGUUUGUGUAUGACCUCAAGUCCGAUCUGGGGGUGCAGCUGGUGCUGAGCAACCUCACCCGCCCCGUCCUGCGCGCCAUCAAGAACGGCAAUGUGCACCGGCGCCUGGGCCCGGACCACAUCUUCGUGGACACCAACGAUGCGGUGGUCACCCUGUCCACCGGGCUCAAGCAGGGCAGGGUCGACAAGGCCCUCUGA